Molecule: messenger RNA, 471 nt
Organism: Lodderomyces jiufengensis
Lineage: Eukaryota; Fungi; Ascomycota; Pichiomycetes; Serinales; Debaryomycetaceae
Gene: UBC15
Product: Ubc15p
Exons: 1
Coding region: 1-471 (156 amino acids)
Source: RefSeq, a predicted model, not a curated record
AUGUCAAGACAUCCAUUCCAUAAAAGAUUAAUUAAAGAAUUCAAAGAAAUUUCAACUAAUAGAUUACCUGGAAUAAAAUUAAUAUCAAAUGAUGAUAAUUUAACAAAUUUUACAUUUCAAAUGAAUAUUAAAGAUAAUCCAAUAUAUUCAGAAGAUGAAAAUUAUUAUCUUUCAAUUAAAAUAACUCUGGAUUAUCCUAUUGAUUCACCCUCGGUUAAAUUUAUAAAAUUAAAACCAACAGAUAAAAUUGUUUUACAUAAUCAUGUAUAUUCAAAUGGUCAUUUAUGUAUUCUGAUAUUAGGAGAGGAUUGGACUCCAGCUUGUACUAUUGAAUCAAUAUUAUUAAGUAUUCAAAGUAUGUUACAAAGAAAUACAACUAAGGAACGUCCACCAGAUGAUACUCAAUAUAUAAAACAUGCACCUAUAGAUCCAAAAGAUUCUAAUUUUAUUUAUCAUGAUGAUAAUGUAUAA